AAGGCAUCACAACCACUUCCGGCCUGCCACAAGCAACAGUUCGACCCGAGUAACAGUAUGUCAGCCAAAUUCAGCCUGAUCUUUGCCCUGGCGGCCCUCUGCUGCCUGGUGGUCUCCACCGAGGCGGCGGCCCAGCGCAGCCGAGUCCUCAGCUCCCGCCGUGGCUCCGAGCUGGUCGAGAAGAGCACGGACGGCAAGGAGGAGUCCGCUCUGGCCGCCCAGGAGCAGGAGGUCGAGCGACAGGAGCAGGAGCAGCAGAAUAACGAUCUGGAGGCCCGCAGCGAAAAUGGCGCCGUUGCCACUGAGAACAAACAGGACCAGGACUCCGCCACCGCCACCAAGGACAAGGACACCGUUGUGCGGCCCAACAAGAAUGACGCCCGUGCCCGCCGCGUCGUUCGUGCCGGCCGUCGUCGUGGAGGACGCCGGGGAGGUCGCCGGGGUCGCCGCGGAGGUCGCCGAGGUCGCCGCGGUGGACGCCGAGGUGGACGCAGGCGGGGUGGACGUCGUGGCGGCGCCCGUCGCCGUGCCACCGUCAAGAGGCGCACCGGCAAGGGCAAGGCCUAAGAAUCUCACCUCCCACCUAAGACUUACUGCCCGAUCCACUGACUCGAAUAGCACAAAUAAACAAUAUUUUUAAAAACGUA
Messenger RNA from Drosophila subpulchrella, 647 nucleotides. RefSeq names its product protein nemuri. The record is from RefSeq and is a predicted model, not a curated record. Bases 58 to 567 code for a protein of 169 amino acids. The transcript has a single exon. Lineage: Eukaryota; Metazoa; Arthropoda; Insecta; Diptera; Drosophilidae.